CAACCAAACCUAGCUGCUACGAGCAAGGCAAAGCAGAGCCGUCAGUUGCGGUCAGUUUCCCUGUCACCUCCAGGCGUCCAGGAACAUACACACACAUCAAGGUAGUGGUGGCCAUGGCCGCGUGCAGGUGCAGCAGCCGCCUCUCCCUGCAGCUGCCUCCUCCGUGCUUGCUCAUCGUCCUCGUCGCCGCGGCGGCGAUGGUGGCGGCGGCGGCGACAGGGGCGAGGGCGGCGUGGGUGGACUACCCGUCGGGGGUGCCGUGCGGGGAGACGAUCCCGGUGGAGCAGUGCGACCCGGGCGACGCGGCGGCGAACAGCGCGUGCAUGGACGUGUGCCACUACGGCGGAUGCCGGCGCGGCGGCGAGUGCGUCUCCCUCGGCUUCGGCCGCGGCCGGGGAUGCCACUGCAAGUGCUAGCAGCUGAACUGAGCUGAGCUGAUCUCUGAUCUGAACUGAACUGAUAUGCUAAUCAGGUUGAGCAAAGUAGUAGAAGCAGUAAUUAGGAGAGAAUAAAUUAAUGAGCGCUAAGCUGCUGUUUGUAGAUGCUCGCUUAGCUACUGUCCCGUUGCUGGCUGCCUUGCUAGUUUUCCCGCCCUUUUUUGUUCCUCUGUUUUUUCCUGAUCUUCGUGUUUUGCAUGAGUUGGUAGCACAUUAGGUUUGCUUUUGUCCGCGCUGCCUCUCUGUACAAAAGCCUAAGGCGUGAGCUUUGAAAAAUGAAAUCGCCAGGUGCCUUUUGUUUUCUUGCACCUGUCUUUUGCCUCCUUUUUACAACAAGCUCGUGCUACCAAGUACCAGUUGGAUCUAAACAAACAGGAGAAAAUAAU
Molecule: messenger RNA, 823 nt
Organism: Oryza sativa Japonica Group (Japanese rice)
Lineage: Eukaryota; Viridiplantae; Streptophyta; Magnoliopsida; Poales; Poaceae
Source: RefSeq, a predicted model, not a curated record